GAUCUUCCGUUUAUAAGAAGGCGUUUCUUUAGUUAAUGCGUAGCUACAAGAGCUGCAAUUUUAGUUUGACACACGAGGGGAUUAAUUGAAGUGUCCGCACGAAUGCUCAGCUCAGUUAACAUCUUAUUCUUGUGCAAUUUGAAUUCCUUGAAGAUAUUUAUAACCUUAAUUUAAAUACACUUAGAAGAUGGCUAACAAGGCAGAGUCCACUAUGAGCACUAGUGAGAGUGUGUCCCACAGCGUGCUGAGCUGGGACCAGGUGAGCCGUCUUAAUGAGGUCCUGACUGAGGUGGUGCCUGUCCAUGGCCGAGGGAACUUUCCCACUCUGGAGGUGCGGCUGAAGGACAUUGUGCAGAUGGUGCGCACCAGGCUGCAGCUAAGGGGGAUUAAAGUGAAAGACGUCCGUCUGAACGGCUCUACAGCCAGCCACGUGCUGGUGCAGGACAUUGGCUGGAGCUACAAGGACCUGGAUGUCAUUUUCAGGGUGGACCUGCCCCAGGAGUCAGGGUUCCAGCUGGUCAAAGAUGUGGUGCUAGGCACCCUGCUGGACUUCCUCCCUGAGGGGGUGAACAAGGAGAAGAUCACCCCCAUGACUCUGAAGGAGGCCUAUGUUCAGAAGCUGGUCAAGGUGUAUACAGAGCAGGACCGCUGGAGCCUCAUCUCCCUCUCCAACAACAACGGACGCAAUGUGGAGCUCAAAUUUGUGGACUCUAUCCGUCGGCAGUUUGAGUUCAGUGUGGACUCAUUCCAGAUCGUGCUGGACUCACUGCUCACCUACUAUAACUUUUCGCCGGGGAACCCCAUGUCUCGCCACUUCCACCCCACCGUGGUGGGCGAGAGCGUGUACGGGGACUUUGGCGCGUCUCUGGAUCACCUCAUGAACAAGCUGAUUGCCACCAAGCGGCCAGAGGAGAUCCGUGGUGGGGGCCUGCUGAAGUACUGCAACCUGCUGGUAAGGGACUUCCGGCCCACCUCGGAGGAGGAGUUCAAGGGCCUGGAGCGCUACAUGUGCUCCCGCUUCUUCAUCGACUUCCCCGACAUUGGCGAGCAGCAGCGAAAGCUGGAGGCCUACCUGCAGAGUCACUUUGUGGGCGAGGAGAAGAGCAAGUAUGACUACCUCAUGAUCCUGCGGCGUGUGGUCAACGAGAGCACGGUGUGUCUCAUGGGCCACGAGAGGCGGCAGACCCUCAACCUCAUCUCACUGACAGCCUUCAGGGUGCUGGCUGAGCAGAACGCCAUUCCCGACGCCUCUAGCGUCACUUGCUACUACCAGCCGGCGCCCUACGUCCGAGACCACAACUUUAGCAACUACUACGUGGCCUCUUGUAACCAGAACAUUCCAACAUGGCUGCCAUGUAACUGAAAGACACACGCACACAAGAGAAGACUGCUGCUUUGCUGGGAAAAAAGGAAAAAAAGAGAUAAAUAGGCUCCCCAUAAACACAAAUUGGGCCAUAACUGGGAUUUCCCUCUGGUCAUAAAGGAUCUAUUUAAAUGGACAAGUGGUUUUGUUUGUUUUUUUUGGACUCCCUUCUCCUUUCUCAUUACUUAUCUGCAGAGGUGUCAAGAUAAAUUGAUCCAAAGUGGUUUAAGUGUUUGGAUUCAUGUUAUUCAGCCUUGUUUUCAUAUUGCAAUGUUUUUGUUCCCCCCUUUUUUUCUCCCUAAUCUGAGUUUCGAAUUAACGUCCUGAUUCAAUGAAUUGUCCUUGGUGCCUUACUGUCUGUCUUCCCCUGAUAAGUAUAUUUGGUCCAUCUUAAUAGAAAGGGGGGAUUGUGUGUUUGGGUUGUGUAUUUAAGAAAUGUGAAAAGACUGGGGGUGCAGAAUGUUAAUUGUGUAGUGACUAAAAACGAGCAUAAAAAAAAAAGUGAAAUGAUUCCUGAGCUGACAUGGAUGUUUAGCUUCCUGAUGCGCAGUAGUGGUUUGCUCAUCAGGGUUUGGGGAUUUUCUAUUAGUGAGAUGACUUAAUCUUCAUUUCCUUAAGGCAUCCAAGGUAAAAGGGAGGCCAAGGAACUGCUCAUUUAGUUUUAAAUCAAAGGUGUAAAUUGGGAAAGUCAUAUUACUAGCACAGCAGUGUUCUCAAGCGGCCAGAGUGCCUGUGCCGUGUAGACUUUGUAAUUGUAUUUUCCACUGUGAAUGUUGGUGACAGCCUCCUAAAUCUGUUCAGCCCUUUCUUUUUCUUUUUUUUUAAGAACUUUAUUCAGUCAAGACUGGAUUUGAGUGUGUACUAUGUAGGGUGUAAAGUGGCUUCCUGUCCUUGUGUCCUCUCCUCCAUGCAACAGGUCAAAUGGAACUGUAGAAAGCCUAUCCAAACCUUUUGCCUGUUUGUGUUAAUGCUUGAAAGGAAACUAGGGGAGGACGCCAUGAAUGAGUAUUGACAAGCACCCCCAUACAGUGACUGUUGGGCCUUUAUUUGCCCACUGAUCUGGGCUAAUGUAUGUUGUGUGGCGUUACUAUUUUCUUUUAAACUUCUUCCAAAUUGUCAGUGUUCAUGGUCCACCUGGUGGGUUCUAUACUGUAGGCUCAUUCAGAAGGCAGGACAGGGCCUUCCUCUCUUCCUGGAAUCUAAUCUGAGAGGCAGGGAACUACUGUCCCGUUCCUUAAAAGGAGCCCCACUUGGCAGGGUCUGGAGCCCCUUGCGGGCUUCGCAAUGGCUGAAAUGGGAUCCCAGUCUGGUGCAGGCUACCCAAUAGCUUUAACAGCAGUUCAUAAUUAUUGUGGGAGGGUAAGGAAGAGGGUUGUGUGUGUCACUGCCCCUUUACAUGUGUGAGGGCUUACUCACUUUCCACUCCACUCUCCACCACCCUUUAAGGGUUUGCUGGGGGCAGGUGUGAACCGUUUUCUGGUCAUGGGAGGACAGGGGAACAUGGCUGCUUGCCUAGCACAUUCAACAAAAUGUAAAUGUCUGGAAUUCCGUUCUCAAUUUAGACCUCACGCUUUUUGAUUUUAUAUGGCAGAAGUUGUAGUCAGAUCUAUGACGGGCAUCCCAGUCCCCCUUCAAACUUUAAACCCCAUUUAGAAAUUGCCCCCCACUCCUACCAUCUCCCUUUCGACUGACCUCUCCAUUUUAAUUUCCAGUCCAGUAAGCCAACUGUUCUUUAAGUGUUUCUGUCCAACCAAACCCAGGGAAUAACUUCUGCAAACCUAAUGUGUGCAUUCAGAAAAGGGGUAGGAUGUGGUUCUGCCCUGUUCACAGGCAUGGGGGGGGGUGAUUUUUUUUUGGGGGGGGGUGGUCAGCCAGCAUGGUCUUCUCUAGAGCUGAUCAUACCCCUGGCUCAGGGCAUGUUGAGCUGGCUCAGCAGCCCAAAACGUAGACACUGCUUUUAACCUGGGUUAGCCUUAGCUUAGAUUUAGCCACCAUGUGGGCACAUUCAUUGUGGGGGCACAUUCAUUGUGGGGGCACAUUCAUUGUGGGGGCACAUUCAGUGUGGGGGCACAUUCAGUGUGGGCCAAAGUCUGAACCAGCAACUGAAGUGCCUUCAAAUUUUGGCAGGAUUUGUUGUUGGGAGAGGGGUGGGAGAGGGAAUUGGCUCAGUUUUAUUUUGUUCUUUUUUUGGGUGGGUGGGGGGCCAAAAAGUUUUAAUUUGCAUUGGGUAUAAAUGGUCAUUUAUUGGUUUAGACACUGGCAUUAAAUUACGUAUAUAGCCUUUUUAUUUUUUAUGUGAAGUUUAUUUUUCUUCCUAAACCCAACCCCAAAACAGCUGUAACUUAGCUGUCUAGUCAUUCCAGUAUUUCUUUGUCAUGCUGUAUGCAUUUUUUCCCCCUUCAUUUAUCCAAAGCAAUACUGACAGGUAAUGCAUGAUAACUGAGGUCAAAUGACUUGCACACCCCACUCUAUGGAAGCACUUUAGAGGCCUUUACUUACUCAACCCAGCUAGUGGAGCAUGUACCUGAACUUACGCUCUGAAGGAAUCUGAAUGUGGGAGGUGAGCUUGUUCUCAGGGAGGUAAAAUGUGUUGAAGGGCUGUUUCUAUACUUUUUAGGGGGUGGGGGGUGAACUUUCUGAACCUGUUUUGUAUUGUGCCCCCAUCUUGGCCACCAGAUUCCUAUAUUUGGUAUGACUCCCUCUAAUGUAUAUUGGAGAAUCUGUGUCUUUCUCUCUGUGCUGAGACCAUUUUUAAAAGCUUGUGGCAUUUGGAGCAGGUGGUCUUCAACCUUGGUUCUGUUUUUUUUUUCCAUUUUUUUUUUCACGGCAUUGCUUAAUUGAUUAACUUCAUCAUUCAGGUGGAAAGUCCCCUUGUCUCGCUUUAUUCAGGUGAGACGCCAUCUCUUCCCAGAUGUUUACCGCCAUGCAAAGUGAUGAAUCAAUUAAGCUUUGAGCCAGAACCAGCAGCCCAUUAGCGCUACACAACCAGGGCUGAAGACCUACUGAUAUUGACUGGGUGUAAAGCCUAUCUUUCCCUACCUGUCCCUUACCCUGCCUGACUGUGUUGGUUUGUGUCCUUUUCCAAAGAGCAAGUCAUAACUUUUUUGGAACAUGACUGAGGCCUUUGACCCACUUUACUAUUUUUGCAUUGAGUUUUGGAAUUUGCUGCAGGUGCGUUUAUACGUGGAUGUGGUUUAAGUGAAAGAUGAAAUUCUUGCUGUGUGUGAGGUCUUGCAUUCUCUGUCGGCUUUGACUGACUGCGAUGGUGAGGACGUUGAUUAUCAUAUUCAUUUCUCAGCACUUUUACCUCACUAGUUUUCCUUUUUGGAUCAAAUGUUUGAAGAGGGGAAAAAUAAAAAUAAAGUUUGAACCCCA
Molecule: messenger RNA, 4738 nt
Organism: Oncorhynchus keta (chum salmon)
Lineage: Eukaryota; Metazoa; Chordata; Actinopteri; Salmoniformes; Salmonidae
Product: terminal nucleotidyltransferase 5C
Exons: 2
Coding region: 188-1363 (391 amino acids)
Biological process (GO): mRNA stabilization
Molecular function (GO): RNA binding; poly(A) RNA polymerase activity
Source: RefSeq, a predicted model, not a curated record